GUGAAUGCUCCGUGCUUCAACGGUUGACGGCUUCUCAUGGUGUGCAUAGACAGGUACUUCCACAGCCGUGCGUCGUUCAUCCUGGUGUGGAGAAACCGGUUCGCCCGACUUGCUCGCCGUCGAAUGUUUAACGUCAUAUGUCAGAAGUCAAUCGAGACGUUACACACCAGUCGCCACCACAGGCCAGGCGCCAAUUGUCGUUCUCGCCAACCGACGAGCGAUCGCUGUCACACCGGGAAUGUAACAUGGGGACCACGAAUGACACUGCGACCGUUGCUGUCGGUACCAAUCGACGCGCGUCGGACGCCAUCUCCGAAAGAUGAAAAGCGGGAACAGGUCAUGCACGAUACGUACGAGGAAAACGGGAGCAUGCGUGGCGACGCCGACAGGGGACUGCAAAACAAAACAUGCAAGAUCGGGCGGCAGAGAGAUCUGUCUGAUCUCAGCACAGCGGACGGAUUUCGUUGGACAGGUGGAGACAUGGAGUGUCGAUCGUUUCUGAUGUCUAGCCACGCGUUCAUGUGUGAUGGAAUGUCAACGUGUGGGAGAGCGGGAUGGCGAUGGUGGCAACAUUCUUGAUUGAUAGCUUUUGGAACCCCUUGCGUCACGACAUUCCAGCCGAUUUGAUCAGAAUCCCCCCACCCUAUUCUAUUGUACAGAAAUCAAAGGACCAACAUGUUUGGAAGAGACUUGUGUUGCGGUCACGGUUUCAGAGGGCUGAGACAUGGUCGCGUGUGAA
Messenger RNA from Ilyonectria robusta, 739 nucleotides. RefSeq lists its product as uncharacterized. The record is from RefSeq and is a predicted model, not a curated record. The transcript has a single exon. The coding region runs from base 37 to 579 and encodes 180 amino acids. Lineage: Eukaryota; Fungi; Ascomycota; Sordariomycetes; Hypocreales; Nectriaceae.